This is a messenger RNA of Lolium perenne, 513 nucleotides long. The record is from RefSeq and is a predicted model, not a curated record. Lineage: Eukaryota; Viridiplantae; Streptophyta; Magnoliopsida; Poales; Poaceae.
AUGGUCAGAUCUUCCCGUUGUCGCUCCCCUCCAACCAUCUGCAAUCAUGGCGGGCAGCAUCGCCGAACUGGCGCCCCCACCGACCUCCCACCGCCACCACAUAGCUGCCGCCACAACGUGUGGCAACGCGAGUGGGGAACCUGGGUGGCCGAGAUCACCGACCGGAACACCGGUCGGCGGAUCUGGCUAGGCACCUUCCAGUCGGCAGCGCAGGCGUUGUGGAGGCAUGACAUCGAGAAUGCCAGCCUCCACGGCAGCAAGUGCGGCGAGCUCAACUACCCGCUCGACAUCGCCGAGCCUGUGCCGGAGCUCGUCGUGCCUCCCCACCGCGGCCGUGCGGCCCAGCUCGGGAGGGAGGACCGCGAUGCGUGGAACGCCUCAAGGCCGAGCGUGCCGGCGAGGAAGGCGGCGGCGUAUGCCAUGUGCGAGGGGAGGCACCACGACAAAGGAGGAGGAGGAGCACGAGGCGGCAACAACGACGACGGCAUCAACUUCUCCACGUUCGACGACUAG